Messenger RNA from Exophiala mesophila, 1785 nucleotides. RefSeq lists its product as uncharacterized. Bases 1 to 1785 code for a protein of 594 amino acids. NCBI's taxonomy places the organism in Eukaryota, Fungi, Ascomycota, Eurotiomycetes, Chaetothyriales, Herpotrichiellaceae. The record is from RefSeq and is a predicted model, not a curated record. The transcript has 2 exons.
AUGAGUAUUCCAGGAGCAGCAGCAGCUGCUAUACGGAGAACAAAGGUUGCAGGCUCCCUUUGCUUCUGGCAAACCACUCGAGAAAGGUUGGAUAGUUUUGAUCAGAGGGAUCCUGCUAGUCGCCAUUACGAUGUCAUUGUCCUGGGUUCUGGCGCCGCUGGUCUUACCACAGCUGUCGUUGCAGCUAGAUCUGGGCUGAAAGUUCUCGUCCUCGAAAAGUCAAAGUAUUUUGGGGGCACGACGGCGUAUUCCUUAGGAGGUCUAUGGGUUCCGGGAAAUAAACAUCAACCUAGCAUGGGUGUUAGUGACAGCAAAGAUGCUGCGAAAACAUACCUCCGCAACGUUCUGGGACCCGCAAACUACGCAAGCGCCGAAAAGAACCUCAAUGCUUACCUGGACGCCGGGCCAAAAAUGCUUGAAUGGAUUGAAGACAAUACUGCUAUACAGUAUCUAUCAGCCCCUCUACCGGAUUACAGGGAACAUCUUGAGGGCGCCUCUACGGGUCGGACAAUUGGGGCCUGCCCCUUUAAUGGGAGACUUCUAGGUCAGGAACUACGUCAUGUCCGCUACACUUUGCAAGGAUUUAAGGCAUUCGGGAACUUGCAAGUGAGCCCGUUUGAGAUAGACAUCUUGACAAAUCCCUUCGGAUCCUUCUCGAACUUUGUGCAUACAAUCAAAAAGGGGGUCGGUUGGAUCUCGGAUGUUGUGGUCUAUGGCAAGGGCUCCUUAAUGGUAGGUGGCAAUGCCCUCGUUGGAGGACUACUUCAUUCGGCCAUAAUUUCAGGUGUGACCCUGGAGACUGAGGCUACCACCGAUCUACUCCUUGAGAAUGGUCGAGUCGUCGGUGUCACCACCUCGGGAAAGUUUGGGAAAGAUGUUCAAAUCAGAGCUUCAAGAGGUGUUGUUCUCGCUACUGGUGGAUUUGGUAGAUCUCCAGAAGGUAAAGAAUUUGUGCCACAGGAAUGGACUCCUGUCCCCAAAUCGAACGUUGGGGAUGGAAUCAAGCUUGGUCUCAAAGCUGGAGGAUAUCUGCCCCCACCAAAUGCCGAUAAUGCCAUCUAUUGCCCGAUAUCCGUUCUCCAGUACGACGAAAGUCACACGCGAUGCCUUCCACACUUUUCCGGUGACCGUUGCAAACCAGGAACCGUCAUAGUGGACAGUAACGGAAAGCGAUUUGAGAAUGAGUCUACAAACUACCAAGAUUUUGUCGAAACAAUGCAAGCCCGCGGCAUCACCAAAUCCUACUAUAUUGCUGACGCUGAUCAUCUUCGCAAUUAUGGGAUGGGCAUGGCUCUUCCGUGGCCAUAUUGGAAUUUCAAUGUGAUGAAGAGGGGCUACCUGAUCAAAGCACCAACGAUCCCUGCUUUGGCUGAUAAGCUGGGCAUUCCAAAGGAGAACCUGAUGUCCACCGUGGAGAACAUGAAUAUAUAUGCCCAAACAGGCCACGAUCCUGAAUUUCACCGCGGCGAGAGUACCUACGAUCAAUUCUACGGCGAUCCGACUGUGAAACCAAAUUCCAGCCUGGGACCAAUCAAAAAGGGACCAUUCUAUGCUCUUCCACUCUACCCUGGCAACGUUAGUGUGAUGUAUGGGUUAUCAACAAACGAAAAUGGGCAGCUCCUGGCAAAGGACGGUAAAGCGAUUGAGGGCAUCUACGCAGUUGGCUGCGACAAUAACAGCAUUAUGAGGGGUACCUACCCAGGUGGAGGAAGCAGUAUUGGGCCGGCGAUGACCUUUGGAUAUCUUGCUGGUCUUCACCUUGCUAGUCAGAAAGCAUCCUCAUAA